Messenger RNA from Pseudogymnoascus verrucosus, 1837 nucleotides. RefSeq lists its product as uncharacterized. The transcript has a single exon. The record is from RefSeq and is a predicted model, not a curated record. NCBI's taxonomy places the organism in Eukaryota, Fungi, Ascomycota, Leotiomycetes, Thelebolales, Thelebolaceae. The coding region runs from base 1 to 1455 and encodes 484 amino acids.
AUGGGGACAGCUGAUUUUGGUGACAACUGGCCUGCUCCAACCCAACGAUUUCAACAGCAAAAGCACAUGAAAGGCACUUCAGACACCCAAGAACAGGCAUUUAUUACGGCGGUCCAGCUUUUGAGCGUCAGCUUUACGUUGCCUGUAGAGCAAUUCGAGAAUUCUAAGAGCUCAACAAACUUGUACUUCGCCACAGCUUCUGAUGGCGUGCCAGACGCUCGGCUGAUCAGCUCUCUGCGGAUGCACACAGACUAUCGAUGGUCCCCAGCAUUUGGUCAUGAAGCAAGGAGUACCUCGCCUGAAUAUCUCUUCAAAGCAACCCACGGUGGAGAACAGCCAUUAGCAGGACUUGGAGAUGCGCCAGUGUCUCUCGAUCUGAGCUAUUCGGGAAGAAGUCGGAGAUCGAAGCGGAAGAGAAAACGGCAACGGAUACGAUAUGUCACGCCUGCGAAUAGGUCAGGGCAAGAGCAUGUCGAGAAGUUUGAUGGUCACAGGUCUAUCCCGGCUUUGGAAAGCUCUGCUUUGGAUUCGGCAGAAGGGGGCUUCAGUGACUCUACGCAGCAAACGAGGUCUCACCUGAUGCCAGGGCGCAAGGCUCAUAGUUGUCCCGUGAGCCCUACCCUGACUACUGAGCCGGUGUCUCGAGGAACUCGGCUGCAUCAUCUUCCUACCCAAAUCGAGAUAGAUGAACCGCCUGUCCAGACCCCACAGGCGCGUUGGCAGCUAGAGUCUAGUCGAUACACCUUGGAGCCUGCAAUUAGAACAGAACCGCACCCAGUAUUUAUUCAGCCCGUCAAAGAACUGGUUGUAAAGAGCUGGCAGACUUUCCGCAAGAAGCUUGAUAAUACCCUUAGCCGUGGCUGCCCCGAUCCAGGAGGCACCUCUGCACCAUUUAAGAAUGAACAAAUGUCCAUGUCAUGGCCAGCUCUGGCUGGCCCGUCAGCAAGCUCCUGGGCAGUCCAACGACGUCGAAAUGCUAGGGAGAGACACGAUAUAUACAGCAGCAGCGUUGAAAGCAGCCCGAGGUAUAAUUCACUAACAUCCGGAACAACAAGCGAUGCCUCAAGCCAAAUACCUGCGGACCCGACGGCUACGAUGUCCGUAUCCAGGGGCUCUUCUUCCCUAGCAGAAGUGGUUAAUGCUACCAAAGCGAAGAGCCCCCCAGCAAGCUCUAACCACUCCAUCCCAUCUUUCAUCUCGAAUAGCACCUCUGAUGCGGACUCUGAAAGCUCUAAUCCCCGACCCCUUCCUCGGAGCCCCGCUGGAUUCUUUAUAGGCAAGUCAGGAGGGAGCGGUCCAAACCAUACCAUGCCUUCGUUUGUUCCGCUUCGUGGAAACAAGCGUCGGGGUAGGCGGCCAAGCAUGUUAUCUGAAGUAUCCACGCCUUAUGGGGAUAUUACUCUGACGGAAGCGGAACAGCUUAUGAUGGAGGGCAGUGGGAACGACGUGAUGUGAGGCACUGGAGAAUUGAAAUCUAGCUCGAGUAGAGAGUUUCCAGCUGAGACGAUAUGCGAGGCGGGCCCGGAGUCUCACCGGCUUGCAAGAUGUCGCUCACUAAAUGCAUUAACUGAGCAGGAUUUGUACCUCGCUGGCGAUUCUCAAAACAUGCAUGGCCCUGUAGAAGGACACGAAGAAGAUAUGAGCAGGAGCAGGUUGCAGAGGAUAAGCUCAGCUGGGACAACUGUUAUUACACCAAGUGACGACAGCAUAGAAGUUGGUGAAUCGCCAGCUGGACCACCCGCCAGAUUAUGGGAUGAAGGGGAUCGGAAGGGAAAAAGGAAAGCCAGGAGCUUUCUUUGACAAGAGGUAGUAGUCUGAAUUUCCAACUAGCCUCAGG